UUAAGGGUAGCUGCCAGUCCGUUCAUAAGCUCUGAGUAGGCCGAGCGCUGAGGAACCGCGCGUUACAUGCGCGACGGUAACGCAUAGACUCAUUUUUGGAAGUGUAGUGUUGUGAUGACGGAUACCUAUUAUGUACUGUGUAUGUGAUAGAUCUUCGGGACAAAUUUAUAUAUUUAUAUAUUAUCAGAUCGCCAUAAAAUGAGGAACUGACCAACAAAAUGGACUCGCCAGUAUCAUCGCAAGAUGAUCGAGACAUCGAAGUGAACGUGGUGUCAGGCGCGAGCAGUCCCGACAUCACGUCGUCGCCUUCUAGAAAAGAACAGAAGAGUCCAUACUACGAACUGAAGAAGGAUAAAGAGGAAAAGGCGACGGGGAGCGCGCCGUACACAAGUUUCUCAAUUAGCUCAAUUCUCAACAGAACAGAACCCAGAAGAGAGUCGAAUGUUCUGGAGGCUGCAUUGGCGGCAAAUCAGUUUGGGAACGCAAAUGAUGCAAUGUUAUCAAGGUUGGGACUAAUAUCACAAUGGAGUGCGCUGGCCGGACGGUAUGGGGGUUUGGUUCCUGCGCCGUGGUACUGGCAGCGACCACACGAGAGGUCCACGCCACCAAGAGAAGACUCUACAACCAACGAGGAAGGCUCGGCAGGAGGUUCACCGCGGCCUCGCAGCCCGCCUCGAGUGCCCACUCCGCCUUCACCAUCCCGCUCGUCACCUCGUUCGCCACGACUCCAUCCUGCACUUUACCCUCAACAACAAGACCCACAAGACUCCGACCCGGACGUUGACGAGAGCGAUGACUUCGAUAAAGACGAGAAACGCGAUCCCAAUGCUAAUUUAGGCAAACGAAAGAAGAAAACGCGGACGGUCUUCUCUCGGUCCCAAGUGUUCCAACUAGAGUCCACAUUCGAUAUGAAACGAUAUCUAAGCAGCUCUGAACGAGCCGGAUUAGCAGCAAGCCUUCACUUAACAGAAACGCAAGUUAAGAUAUGGUUUCAGAACCGACGCAAUAAGUGGAAGAGGCAAUUGGCAGCAGAGUUAGAGGCUGCCAAUAUGGCGCACGCUGCUCAACGAUUAGUCAGAGUUCCGAUUUUGUACCACGAGUCGAGACCGACGUCGAUUCCUCAUACUCCGUUGCCGAUUCAUCCACAAUUUUCGAACGAACCCGGAGUAUACUUUCCUCCUCAAGCGCCGCAGCAGCUUCAACCGCUACCGGCAUCACCGGUCACCUCUAGAGCGCCUCUGUCAAGUUUAGUGUAGUGUUCGAUUGAUUCCGUGCGGAGGACUGACAGUGCGGAUGGACAAAUAUUUUAAAAUCAGAAUGUGAUUGUGAUGAGUAUGACUGUGGUCCAGCAGAUUGGAGGACAUCCAUUCCAUUAAAAUAUCGUUUAACAUCUUUUGAAGCACUUGAAGUGAUUUUGCUCUUGCUGAAGCCAUUAGUACAUUCGUAACUUGUGAACAUUUAAUAUAAGGACUAGUCAUAUGAGUGUCAAAGCCAAAUCGUUCAAAAGUUAUUAGGUAAUUUUGUAUAGGUACAUGCCUGGUAUAAUUAAUUAGUAAAUAAACUUAGUUAACUAUUCAUUUACUUAACUAGACGAUAGUUAUGGAAGAUUCAAAUAAAUGUAACGUACAAAAUUGACAUUCAAGUUGUAUAUAAAAUGUAAAUAAGAAUGUUUUAAUAAAGUUUCAUUGUAUUUAUUCUGCAAUAAGCACUAGUUAAUAUUGUAAAUAGUAGAGACUAAAGAACUGAUUAUAAAUGCUUCACAUGAAAAUAAUGUUUGCGAAUUAUAAAAGGAAGUGAACCUUCACAUAAACACCAAAAGACUAACUUCAGUUUUGACUAUUUUUUUUUUUACAGAAAAAUAUUUAAAAACAUUUUGUAACCAAUUCAAAUAUUUAAGUACAUUUUUCUAUAAUUAUAUAAACGCCUAAUCUAAAUAUAUUCUCGUAAUAUUUAUGUUCUCAGACGUUUGAAACAUAUUUGAAAUCAAAGUUUGAUUUCUAUACUUACCUAUAUCACUUUUUAUUUUAAUUUUAGCCUUUCAUUUUACUGUUUUAUUUUUGUUUAAAUUUAUGUAUGCAUAACAUUUUUAUUGUAUACAAAAUUUAUACAUUCAGGAUUCAGAACAAAUGCUCAAUUUAUUAGUUUUCUAAUAUUUUUAUACCAGUAAAUUGCCAGCGUUUUUAAAUAAUAAUUAACAUUAAUUGAAAAAAACACAAUUCACUUUUAAUAUUUAUCGACAAUCCCUAACGAGGUAGAGAGGAUCAGGUACUUUAUCCUUUAUCCUUUCAUCAAGGCCUUUAUCCUUUCACAUAUUACACGAAAUAUCAUUCAUUUAAACACAAUUUACCACCGCAAUUGGAUGAUUAUUUUUAUUACUUUAUGUAUUUAUAUAUGAAUAUAUGUUACUUAUACAUAUAUGAAUAUAUAUUUUAUUAAACUUUAAUGCGCAGUGAAAUUUUAUGUACAAUUGACGGACUUAACUCCGGACGGUACGUGUAUUCUGUACCAGUUAACUAUUGGACGAACAGAGAAAUAGCAGGCGGUGCAUUUAUGAAUUGAGGAAACAAACAUAUACUUAAAGUUUCACCUUUCUGUUACUUCUACGUCUUAUUAUUUAUAUUAUUAUGUUCCUUAUUUAUGGAUAUAAAUGUUUAUUUAAUAAUGAUUGUAGCGUUGUCUUAUAUUUGAGAUGAGCGAAAUAGUAUAAUCAAUUUCUGUAAAAAAUAUGUUAUGUUUAUUAAAAGAAAUCAUGUAUAUAAUUAUAAUAAAUCAGAAUAAUCAGCUAUGUAUGACUUAAACAUAAAAUAAAUACAUGCAGAUAUAAUUGGAACUCGCAGGUUUAGUUGCUACUAUUUAUUUAUCAAUUAAUUAGCGUUUGUAAAUUGAACAGAUAUUACCUCUUAAAGCCUAGGUCUUUUUUUUAAUUAACAUAUUUAUAAAUUAUAACCUCGUUACAAUGUGGUUUUAUGCCAUAAUUAUUUUAUUUCCCAAUUAUCUAUUCUGCUAACAAAUUAUAUACACUGACCUGUACUAUACAGGUUAGUGAUUGUAUAAAAUAUGUUGCCAUGUUGCUUCAAUGUAAUUCUGUAAUAUUGCUAGCCUAAAUAAUUGAAUAAUGCUUAAUUCUAAAAUAUUAAUGUUAUUUAUUGAUAGUAGUUGAAGUUCUCGUCAUUACAUUGUACUUAAUUAUUAUAUACGCUGAAGUAAGGCGAGGAAUAAAACAAAAUU
This is a messenger RNA of Galleria mellonella (greater wax moth), 3228 nucleotides long. RefSeq names its product homeobox protein HMX3-B-like. Bases 219 to 1256 code for a protein of 345 amino acids. Gene Ontology annotation, cellular component: nucleus. Gene Ontology annotation, biological process: regulation of transcription by RNA polymerase II. Lineage: Eukaryota; Metazoa; Arthropoda; Insecta; Lepidoptera; Pyralidae. The record is from RefSeq and is a predicted model, not a curated record. Gene Ontology annotation, molecular function: RNA polymerase II transcription regulatory region sequence-specific DNA binding; DNA-binding transcription factor activity, RNA polymerase II-specific. The transcript is spliced from 4 exons.